Messenger RNA from Lycium barbarum (goji berry), 1396 nucleotides. RefSeq lists its product as uncharacterized. Lineage: Eukaryota; Viridiplantae; Streptophyta; Magnoliopsida; Solanales; Solanaceae. The transcript has a single exon. The coding region runs from base 168 to 1151 and encodes 327 amino acids. The record is from RefSeq and is a predicted model, not a curated record.
GGUACUCACAACUUGAGGGUAUAGACUUUGAAGAAACUUUUAAUCCAGUAGUGAAAGCUACUAGCAUAAUAGUCAUUUUGUAUGUUGCAGUUACCUUACACUAGCCCAUUAGACAGUUAGAUGUUAAGAAUGCAUUCCUGCAUGGUCAUUUACAAGAAUAAGUGUAUAUGAGUCAGCCUCCAGGUUUCAUUAAUACUCAACAUCCAAAUCAUGUCUAUUUUCUAAAGAAAGCUCUUUAUGGACUCAAACAAGCUCCUAGAGCUUGGUUUGAGAGGUUCCGUUUAUUUCUCCUUCACCUUGGGUUCAAAUGUAGUAGGGCAGAUUCUUCUCUUUUCACACUCCAUAACUCAGCAAGGAUAAUAUUAUUGUUGCUGUAUGUGGAUGAUAUAAUUGUUACAGGAAGCAACUCAAGGCAGAUAGGGGAAGUAGUGCAGAAGCUGGGAAGUGAAUUUGCUAUGAAGGAUCUUGGACCCUUGAGUUACUUCUUGGGUAUUAAAGUGAAGUACUUUCCUGGAGGAAUUCACCUAACUCAAAGCAAAUAUGCAAAUGAUCUGCUAAAGAAGGUGAAUAUGGCAGAAGUAAAAGCAGUACAUAAUCCAUUAGCUCAGAGGCAUAGAUUGCAAGAAGCAAUUGGCAGUGCAGUUGAUCCCUCAGUUUAUAGAAAUAUUGUGAGAAGCUUGCAGUAUCUUACUCUUACCAGGCCAGAUAUCACUUAUGUUGUAAAUCUUACAAGUCAAUUUAUGCAGAAUCCAAACAGUGUGCAUCUUCAGGCUGUUAAAAGAAUAAUGAGGUAUGUUAAGGGAACAAUUGAUCAUGGACUAAGAAUCAUAUCACAUUCCUCUUUUAGGAUAUAUGGUUUCUCAGAUGCAGACUGGGCAGGCUGUGCUCUUACAAAAAGAUCCACAACUGGAUAUAGUGUGUAUCUUAGUGCAAACUGUGUGUCCUGUUCAUCAAGAAAGCAAAACACUGUUGCAAGAUCAAGUGCUAAAGCUGAGUAUAGGGCAUUGGCAGCAACUGAUCGAGUAAUAGGUUUUGUUUUUCUCUUGUUCACGUUGAUAGCCCCGGUUCAGUUCAAGCUGCUGCGAAAGAAUUUGUCGAAGUGUUGGAACGAGCUUUCCAGGACCAGGAACCAAUUCAAAUUUGGAUCUUGACAUGUCGGUGGUUUUUAACCGUAGGCAUUUUGCCAAGAAGUUGGUGGGCUUAUCAUGAAUUAGGUCGGGGUGGCUAGUGGUUUCGGGAUCCUUGUUAGCGACCCAUCAGUCUUCCCUAAGCUGUCAGAGUCCGAUCGAAGCGAGCAAGAGAUAGAGGAAUCCUCGCUCAUAGAUGUGAAUUGAAAAAGCAAGCCCGAAUUCUUUUGUGUAGUGUGUCCUGUUGGGAGUAGAAUUCAAGCUUGUAA